CCCCAUCUGUUAUCGGUUAUUAUGUGUGCCGUAACAGUGAGUGGUGGUAUUUACAAACGGUUGUUUACCCAAAAUAAUUUAAGAAUGUCCAUAAAGGCAGCUCUUAUUGAUCUAAGUGGCACUUUGCAUAUUGAAGAUGAGCCGACUCCAAGCGCUGUAGAAGCAUUAAAAAGAUUGCGAGACACCAAUAUACACAUCAAAUUUGUAACGAAUACUACAAAGGAGUCAAGGAAAACACUACAUAAUCGUCUAACAAAAAUCGGCUUUGAACUUCAAGCAGAUGAAAUAUAUAGUUCACUGAGUGCCGCAGCAAAGUAUGUGGAGAAAGAGAAACUUAACCCGUUGUAUUUGGUUAGUGAAGAUGCACGUAAGGACUUUAGCGCUCCGAUUGACGACAGGCCACUAGACUCAGUAGUAGUUGGAUUGGCUCCAAGUGAAUUUUACUAUGAAAAUUUAAACAAGGCUUUCAAGUUACUCAUGUCCAACAAGAAUAAUCGAUUGGUGGCUAUACAUCAAGGAAAAUACUACAAGCGAAACGAUGGUCUAGCAUUAGGCCCUGGAGCUUUUAUUAAAGGACUAGAAUACGCCACUUCUACGAAUUCGGUGCUAAUAGGAAAACCAAAUGAAUACUUUUUCCGAAAUGCCAUACCGGAAGGCAUAUGCUCAGAAGAAUGCGUAAUGAUAGGAGAUGAUCCUUAUGAUGAUAUUGCAGGCGCAAUGAAGUUGGGCCUUAAAGGGAUUCAAGUUAAAACGGGAAAAUAUUUAGCGGAUGUAAUGAUUACACCGCCACCAACCGUUGUAGUAGAGAACUUCUCAGAAGCCGUUGAUUGGUUAAUAGCGAAGAAUUUGGAAUAAAAAAAUACAUAAAUGUAAUUUAAUUAUUACUGGGUUAUUAAAUAGAAGGAAAUUACAAUAGCUCAAUAAAUGUUCAAAAAUAA
Messenger RNA from Ceratitis capitata (Mediterranean fruit fly), 938 nucleotides. RefSeq names its product haloacid dehalogenase-like hydrolase domain-containing protein 2. Gene Ontology annotation, biological process: dephosphorylation. The transcript is spliced from 4 exons. Bases 22 to 855 code for a protein of 277 amino acids. NCBI's taxonomy places the organism in Eukaryota, Metazoa, Arthropoda, Insecta, Diptera, Tephritidae. The record is from RefSeq and is a predicted model, not a curated record. Gene Ontology annotation, molecular function: phosphatase activity.